UCAGUUCGUGUCGUACUCUCACCGGUCCCAUGGGCAAGCGCUCACGGAGCCCGAGCAGGGAGCAGGAGCUUUCUGCAGAGGGCCAGCUGACGCUGUUGCAGGUGGACUAUGAGGUGCUAAAGGUGGAGAACCGAGAGCUGCGCAAACGUCUCUUGCGGCAUCUGCGAAAGCCAAAGGGAAAGACGGAGAAGGCGACACCGGUGAAGGCAAAGGAAAAGCCCAAGGAAGAGAAGAAGGCGAAGAAGCCAGAGAAACAAGACAAGCGAGAGAAGCCACAGAAGCGUGAGAAGCCAGAGAAGCGUGAGAAGCUAGGAAAGACGUCGGAUGAGCCAAAGCCGAAGGCGCCCAAAGAGGCAGAGAGCGUGCCCGAGGCUGAGGCAGAGCCGGACACAAAUGCGGUACUCCUGGCGAAUGCGCAGAUGGAGGCAUACAACGAGCCCAUUCCGAACGACCUUCCCAAAGAGAAGCGCUCGCCUUUGGUGGAGGCAAAGCUUAAACGCUUCCUGGAGUCCUUCCACGAUGGGGUGCAGAUCAUUGACUUGAAGUCUGGAGGCGUAGUGCUCAAGGACAAGAAGAUGUUUCAGAAGCGCUUUGCUUGCGUCUUCCGGGAGUCUGGUACUGGCUUGCGCGGCACGUGCCUGAAGCGCUUCUAUUUCGACUCAAAAAGCCCAACGUACUGUCUGGACUUCGAGGACCACGAGAGCCUCGUCACCGCCAUGGCAGGGACUCCUCCUGAUGGCCGACUGGGGGUGCGCGAACCGCGCGAGGAACGCUUGGUGGUUCUCUACGAGGAGAAGGGCGGCAAGAUCACGCGGAUGUGGCUGAGGCAGGACACGGAGAACCUGGGGUUGGACCCCAAGGCGGGUGAAGAGGUCCUUGCAAAGAGCGAGGUUUACAAGCAGUUCGAGGAGAAACUGGAGGAGCUGAAAGGGGGCGACCUUGGAGAGCGCAUCUUCCACAACUACUAUGACAUGCCCUCUGUCGGCUGAGCAUGUAGCAAGAAC
Effrenium voratum is the source of this 1004-nucleotide messenger RNA. Lineage: Eukaryota; Dinophyceae; Suessiales; Symbiodiniaceae. The record is from the annotation of a GenBank genome assembly.